This is a messenger RNA of Drosophila albomicans, 882 nucleotides long. RefSeq lists its product as uncharacterized. The transcript is spliced from 2 exons. Gene Ontology annotation, molecular function: nucleic acid binding. The record is from RefSeq and is a predicted model, not a curated record. The coding region runs from base 1 to 882 and encodes 293 amino acids. Lineage: Eukaryota; Metazoa; Arthropoda; Insecta; Diptera; Drosophilidae.
AUGUCUGAGGAGAUGACCACAGAAGAGCUCCCUACUAUUCAGGUCAGAUACGACUACUGCUAUGCUGUCUACGAGCAGUAUGCAGCUCAGUUAGGCAACCAAUUGGUGAUGCGGCUGGUCCGAACUAAGUACUGGACUCCCAAGCUAAGGAGUUUAGUGAAGACAGUAAUUGGAGCAUGCAAGACCUGUGUGAUACAUCGACGGCUGCAGUCGCAGCUGAUGGGCGACCUUCCAAUUGCUCGAUCGACAUUUUCGAGACCAUUUACUAACACCGUAGUAGACUUCGACGGUCCCUUCGACGUCAAGAGCUACGUCGAACGGGGCUGCAAGAUUACGAAGGGUUAUGUAUGUGUCUUCGUGUGCUUCAGCACCAAGGCAAUCCAUCAUGAGGCGACCACGGAUCUGACAACGGAGAAGUUCUUGGAAGCUUUUCCCCGGUUCCCGGUUGACAACGGGAAAAAGUUCGUCGGAGCCUCCUCAAUCAUGUCCAAAGAUCUUGUGGAGAGCACCGGCAAUCUGGUCCUCACCAAAACACAGUCAUCAAGAUCUUGCAUAUCAUUUCAACCCACCUGGUGCCCCUCACAUGGGGGUCUGUGGGAAGCAGGCCUCAAGAGUUUCAAGACGCAUUUCUACAAAACGUUUUCCUCCGUAAUGUACGAGGAACUCUCAACCCUCCUGGCGAAGAUUGAAGCGUGCCUCAAAUCACGGCCUCUGUCUCCCAUGUCAGAGGAUGUACGCGACUUGGUGGCCCUCAGUCCCGGUCAUUUACUGAUCGGGGGUCCGCUAUUCUCCAUAGCGGAGCCAGAAUCCAGGGAAGAUGUGGAAUCUAUCCGCAAUCGCUGGCAACGGCUCAAGGCUCUCCAUCAGCGUUUCUGUGUUUGA